GCGGUUAGCCGAAAUUCGGAGGAGAUGAAAGGCCAGAAAGCGAUAGAUUCAGGUAGCAGAGAGAACCGCUGAGGAGGGGAGGAGAGGAGAAAGAAACAUAAAUUAGAAUUUAGGAGAGAGCGCCCCCCAAGGCGUCCCCUCACUUUCCAUCUCUCUCUCGCCUUCUCUGGUUGGGAUCGAAUGGGUCGACCACCGCAUGGCGGAGGCCCCGUCUUCCGGUUCACGCAUAACGAGUAGUACUGCUAGGUGUACCCCGUGCAUACUUGGAAUGAGCGCCAAACUCGGUUUUGUGCAACAUACAUGGCAGCUAGGUGGUUUAAAAGAAGCCUUAAUGCCCAUUUUACCCUCAGUGGUCCCGCAGAAACUCUGUCCGGGUGGUGGAGAUGGAAAUGUGCUUGCAAGAAGUAAAUAAUGCAAUACCUGCUCGGGAAAUUAUAUGUGCUCUCGCAGAAAAGUUCAGCGCAUCUGCCGAACGAGCUGGAAAGAUUGCGGUGCAGCCGAAGCAGGUGUGGAACUGGUUCCAAAAUAGGAGAUAUGCCCAAAGGGCAAAAUUAGGUAAAGCACCUGGGAAGCUGAGCAUCUCACCUAUGCCUCGGGAUGAAUCACUUUCUUUCAGAAAUGUAGCUCCAGUUUCUGCUCCUUCAGCAGGAAGAAAUUCUAUGGAUACUCCUCAAGUGGAGUUUGAAGCAAAAUCAGCUAGGGAUGGGGCAUGGUAUGAUGUUGCAGCCUUUCUUUCCCAUAGAAUGUUUGAAACAGGAGAUCCGGAAGUCCGUGUUCGAUUUGCCGGUUUUGGUGUCGAAGAGGAUGAGUGGGUUAACGUACGCAGAUGUGUGAGACAACGGUCUCUUCCGUGUGAAGCUGCUGAAUGUGUUGCAGUACUUCCAGGAGAUCUCAUACUUUGUUUUCAGGUGCUAGUCAGCUUACAACCACUGUUUCUAAAGGAAGGUAAAGAGCAGGCUCUCUAUUUUGAUGCUCAUGUCCUUGAUGCACAAAGACGGAGACAUGAUAUACGUGGAUGUCGAUGUAGAUUCCUGGUCCGCUAUGAUCAUGAUCAGUCUGAGGAAAUAGUACCAUUAAGGAAGGUUUGUAGGCGUCCAGAAACUGAUUACCGGCUACAGUUACUGCAAGCCUCAAAAGCAUCGGGAUCUGUUGAUCUGCGGGCUCUACCCAAAGAUCCUUCUUUGGCAAAUGCUUCUAAGGAUCCAGGUCUGGCAGCACAAAGGACCCGGAAACAGCACAAACUGAUGGAUGUUAACACAGAUGAAGUUACCACCGUCCCUGUUCCUCAUCCUAAGGUGGCUAUUGGCAUGCAGGCUAUUCCUAUAACCACAACAGCAGUUGAAAACAGUAACAGGGCAGCUCCAGAUGUCCCUAUGGAUGAUGCUGCAGUGAACACUGAUAAUGUUGAUAAACCGCUAGAAGGCAGAUCAGCUGGUGGGUGAAGUCCUGUUUUUAGCAUGUUUUCUCCAUAUAGUAUUUUGACAUUAAGUACAGACACAAAAAAAGAUGUUCAAUAGGUAAUUUUGUCUGUCACUGGAGUUGUUUAUUAUGUUGUACAAGUAUCUUUGAAAUCAUGAGAUGAUACAAAAAAAAGUUUCUGAAUGUGUCGGAAACUAUUGCGGUGAAAGCCGUUCAUCAGCUGCUAUAAGAGGGUUUGCCUGUCGGCAUCAUUCA
Phoenix dactylifera (date palm) is the source of this 1674-nucleotide messenger RNA. The record is from RefSeq and is a predicted model, not a curated record. NCBI's taxonomy places the organism in Eukaryota, Viridiplantae, Streptophyta, Magnoliopsida, Arecales, Arecaceae.